AUGAGUACACCAAUGGACAUUGAUCAACCUUCUGGCUCUAAAUCAAGCGGGAAAGCGAAAGAUACUGGAAGGAAACGUUUUGAAGUAAAGAAGUGGAAUGCCGUUGCAUUGUGGGCAUGGGAUAUCGUCGUUGAUAACUGCGCUAUUUGCCGAAAUCAUAUCAUGGAUUUGUGUAUAGAAUGUCAAGCAAAUCAAGCCUCCGCAACCAGUGAAGAAUGCACGGUAGCUUGGGGGAUUUGUAAUCAUGCGUUUCAUUUCCACUGUAUUUCUCGUUGGUUAAAGACUCGACAAGUGUGUCCUCUAGAUAAUAGAGAGUGGGAAUUCCAGAAAUAUGGUCGAUAA
Messenger RNA from Funneliformis caledonium, 342 nucleotides. The record is from the annotation of a GenBank genome assembly. Lineage: Eukaryota; Fungi; Glomeromycota; Glomeromycetes; Glomerales; Glomeraceae.